AUGAAGUUCCUGAGUACACAAAGCAUGAGAAGAAUCCCUUUCUUGAGGUGGGGGAAGAGGAUUCCGCGCUCCGCAUCAGCUGCUGCCAUGGUUGCUAUUGUUGACAGGAAGACAAAGGUCUUAUUGGGUAGCAGCAGGAGUAAUAAGUCUUAUGUCCCUAAGCGAUGGGUUUACAAGCUGAGGUCGCAGUGGAAGCGAGCAAUCGGGUGGCACAAGAGCAGCAGCACUACUUCACAGUUCAGCUAUGACAUCCGUAGCUACGCUCUCAACUUCGAUGACGGUGGCUGCCUUGAUCAGGUCCUUAGGAGCCACGUUUUGUAG
Molecule: messenger RNA, 321 nt
Organism: Linum trigynum
Lineage: Eukaryota; Viridiplantae; Streptophyta; Magnoliopsida; Malpighiales; Linaceae
Source: the annotation of a GenBank genome assembly